Molecule: messenger RNA, 2889 nt
Organism: Rosa rugosa (rugosa rose)
Lineage: Eukaryota; Viridiplantae; Streptophyta; Magnoliopsida; Rosales; Rosaceae
Exons: 4
Coding region: 1470-2531 (353 amino acids)
Molecular function (GO): zinc ion binding
Source: RefSeq, a predicted model, not a curated record
GGAAUGUCAACAGGGUUGGGUCAACAAAUUUGAAUAGUGAUGGGCCAAGAGUACAAAGACCAAGUGUAGGAAUUCGGAUUAGAGAGCCACAGCCAAGUGAUGGUCAGCCAAGGCAAGCUCCUACUUCUAAGGCUACCAAGGACAAAGGCAAGCAGAAGGUUGUUCAGCAACCAAAAAGAAAAGUGGGGAGGCCUAGGCAGGAGCUGAAGAGGACCUAUAAUACUAGAAGUGGUGGUGAGAGUUCAAGUGCUGCAGCUGCUCAACAGUAUAGUUCGGAGAGCGAUGAUUCGGAUGAUCCAGAGUAUGAAGACUUCGUCGGCUCAGACUAUGACUUAGAUGAUCAGGAAGACGAGGAGCUGUUUCAGAACAAUGUUGAUGGGGACAUUAAUAAGGUGCCAGAAUACGAAGAGAUGGGGUUCGGUGGCGAUAUAUCAGAUGAUGGUGAUGAUUCUGAUGGAAUGCAGAGUGUUCAUGAUAUAGAUGAUGAGGGAGAGGAUACUGGACCUUUUAGGGUAAAAGGAAAGAAGAGAUUCUCGGGUUGGCCAGAGUUUAAUGCAAAGAGAGAUAUGAAGAAUCCCAAGUUUCAACUUGGAAUGAUUUUCUCCAACUCUGACGUCUUCAAGCAUGCAGUGAGGAAGCAUGCAGUGUUGACCAAGAAAGAGCUUCGAUUCCAAAGAAACACAAAGCAUAACGUUUUGGUCAGGUGCAAGACUAGCCCAGGUUGCCCUUUUUGGUUAUAUGCCAGCAGCCCGAAUGAGAAUUCUCCUACAGUGCAAAUUAGGACAUACAGACCUACACACCAAUGUUCUUCAGUUGCGAAGAGAGUCUAUCAUUGCCAUGCCCCUUUUUUAGCAGAAGAGUAUAAAGACCAAUUCAUGGCAGAUGGUAAAUGGUCUAGAGAGGGUAUCCAAAAUGCAGGUAACAGGGAUUUUGGUAUGGAUGUGGGAUACCAUAUGUGCAAUAGGGCUAAGGCUAGGGCUUUGAAGCAGGCACAAGGAAGUAUUGAGGAGCAAUAUAAUAUGUUGGAAAGUUAUGCACAUGAAUUGAAGAAGAGAAAUCCAGGGACAUCAGUUUGGAUUCAAACUGAGCUGGAUGGUGAAACAACAAGGUUUAAGAGAAUCUACAUUUGUUUUGCUGCUUUGAGAGAAGGAUGGAAGGCUGGAUGCAGACCCAUCAUAGGGUUGGAUGGGUGUCAUCUUAAAGGAGUGCACAAGGGUUAGUUACUUUCAGCAGUUGGCAUAGAUGGAAACAACGGGAUUUAUCCCAUUGCUUGGGCCAUAGUUGAGCAAGAAACCAGGGAUUCAUGGACUUGGUUUCUCACUUUUCUGAGAGAAGACUUGGAAAUUCAUCAUUCUGUACACUAUUCCUUUAUAUCAGAUAAGCAGAAAGGCCUUGAACAGGCCAUCAAGGUAAAUUCAAUAUGACUUUCAAUAUGGUGUGUUUGUUGACAUGUCAAUGUUUGCCAACUAAUGUUACCUUUUCGGUUGCAGGAUCUUUUUCCUCACUCACACCACAGGCAUUGUGUGAGGCAUUUGCACAAUAAUUUCAAAUCAGAUGGCCACACUGGUCUGGAGUUAAAGCAAAGGCUGUGGGCUAUUGCACGAGCAAGUACCAUGACACAAUACACAAAGGCUAUGAAUGAUUUGGCAAAAGUUUCAUUCACAGCUUGGCAAUGGUGUAAUGAUAGGCCUGCUGUUCACUGGUCCAGGUCUCACUUUGAUGAGAUCUUGAAAUGUGAUGUUCUGUUGAACAAUCACAGUGAAUCCUUCAAUAAGAGUAUCCUUGAUGCUAGGAAGAAGCCAAUAAUACCAUGUUUGGAGGAAAUAAGGGUUGCAUGUAUGGUUAGGCUAGGAAAUAGAAGGAACUCUGCACCAAGAUGGAGGUCAAAGGUAGGACCCAGAAUAGAGAAAUUGUUGAAGAAAAAUGCAGAAUGGGCCACUGAGUACAGGCCAGUAGAAUCAAGUGAAUGGAGAUUUGAAUUGCAUGGUAGAGGUGUAGGCUGUCAAACUGGAGUGAUUGCUCAACAUUCAGUACAGUUGGAUUUGCAGAGCUGCACAUGUAGAAGGUGGGAUUUGUCAGGAAUCCCAUGUGGACAUGCAAUAGCAGCUAUCUACUCAAAGGGAUGGUCUCCAGAAGAUUUUGUAUCUGAAUGGUACACUGAGAAGAAAUUUAUGGAGGCAUAUGAGGUGAUGCUGCAACCAAUUGCUGGAGCUGCUGAAUGGGAAGUUAUAGAGAGACCCAUAACACCACCACUUCACCAAAGGCAACCAGGAAGGCCCAGAACCAAGAGGACUAAGGAACCAGGUGAAGAGCCACCAGCUCCUGGAAUUGAAAAAUUGCCAAGGAGCCAUUAUACUCAAGUGGAGUGUGGGAUAUGUGGAAAGAAAGGACAUAACAAGAGAACUUGUGUGCGAAGAAAUGAGGGUGCCAAUGAAAGAGUUGAACCACCUGUGGCAGAAGCUAAUGUUGAAAUGAUGUGCUUGAUCAACAGCAGCCUGCAGCUGAGGAUCAAAUGCCGACCCAGGGACUGAAAAUUUCAAUGUCAAUGUGAACCUCAAUGCCAAUUUCACAGUCAAUGCAGAUGUUGAAGGUGAAGGUGAUAUAUCUGUGAUUUCUCAAGGCAACAACAAUGUGGUGCAACCAAACAGCCAGGCUACUGAAAUGUCACAGAGACAAUCAGUUGGACCAGCUUCAUCAGGCAAGAGGUACAAGAUGCCGGCACGAAGGAUCAAGCCAACGAUAAGAAAAUCAGCCCGGCUUGCUGCUGCAUCUUCUCAAAGCAGUCAGACUGUUCAGGUUCCAAAAAGCCAGGUGCAAAGGAGACUCUGGAGACCUUGAAGGUUGUUGAUAAGAAAACUAUGUUUUGUGGUGAAACCAAAGUUAGGCAUA